Cryptomeria japonica (Japanese cedar) is the source of this 3005-nucleotide messenger RNA. RefSeq lists its product as uncharacterized. The record is from RefSeq and is a predicted model, not a curated record. The coding region runs from base 205 to 2805 and encodes 866 amino acids. NCBI's taxonomy places the organism in Eukaryota, Viridiplantae, Streptophyta, Pinopsida, Cupressales, Cupressaceae. The transcript is spliced from 6 exons.
UGCUUUCAUAAAAUUAUUUUAAGAUGCAUUCAUUCUAUGUUUUAUUGGUACAUGUUUGAAGUGUACGAUGGGAGUGGCAGAAAUGGCGGUAGCCUGUUCUCAGAUUUCUCUCCCUUCCACUAAUGCCCAGUACUUUCAUUUUCCCUCCGCCACGUAACUAACCAACAUGAAAAAAAGGAAUCCUUUCCAUGUUUUUUAACUUCGAUGCAUGCACUUCGGCUGCUCAAUUCCACUCCAAAAGGAAACCAAGAAGGGAAACAGUUCUACCCUGUGUUGCUGCUUCACAUAUUUUUCUGUUUUGAAGAGAUUGUGAAGAUGAUAUCCAAGUUAAAGCUACAAGAAAUAGUUCAGGCAGAGUAUAGUAAUGUGCCCACAUAUGUAUUCGCCAAAGAUGGAUCAGACUGUGCUCCUCAAUUCAGGGCAUCUGUUAGUUUCUGUGGGCUCACCUUCCAAAGUCCUGGGAGCUCUAGGACUUUGAGAGAAGCUGAGAAUGCUGCUGCAAAUGUUGCUCUUGAUGCCCUCUUUGCUAAACCAGAUGACGAACACAUGCAAACAAAUGGGCCUGCUGUGCCUAUCCAAAUCCAGUCUGGUGAAAUACAUUCAAAUUUGCAAAAAGAAGCAAACAAAGAGGAAAUGCUACAACCACCAGGAAGUUUACCCUCUACUUCUGAGUCUGGCAUAACAAAUAUGCUACCAACAAGUGGACAGAAAGAACAGACAGCUCAAUUACCACAAAUUCAUCCUCACUCAUUUCCCAGCUCGAGAGUACAUUUUGCAUCUCCUCGUGGAUUGUCAGCAUCAGACAAUUCAGGAAGAGGAACAAACAAACAAAAUAUGGGAAACAUCUGUUCAAUUUCCGGCAAUUCCAGGAAUGAGAAAAACAAUGAACAAGAAAAUAAUAUAACUACAGGUAUGCUAGGAAAGAGGCAGCGGCCUGAGGACUUGCAACAACCAGAAGAAAGAAUAUCAAUUUCACAGUUCUGUCCAGGCAAUCAUAAAAGUCAGUUGUAUGAUUUUGCUAUGGCAUGUGGUUUUCAUUUCCCGGCUUACUCCAGUAUCAAUGUUGGUCUUUCACAUAGGCCUCGUUUCAAGGCAACAGUUAAUUUUGAUGGUCAAACAUUUGAGAGUCCAGGAUUCUUUGAUAAAUUGCGGCAAGCUGAACGUGCUGCCUCAUUGGAAGCACUCAAUUCAUUUUCUGAGAGAGUAUCUACCUUGGUUGAGUCACCUAUAGGCAAGAUUCUUUUGGAGAUAAAAGCACAGAAAGAAGGAAGUCCUUUGCCAGUGUACAAGACAACUAUAUCCAACGUAUCAUGUAGACCUAUUUUCACAAGCACUGUGAAAUUUAAUGGGAUGGAAUUUGAAGGCAAAGCUGCCAAUAAUAAGAAGAAAGCAGAAAACAAUGCAGCUACGGUUGCGUGGUCUGCUCUUAAAGAACUCAAAGGAUCAACUGUGUCAACGUUACAAGUUCCUCGUGAUAAGGGAAAAGCACCAGUUUGUGAAUCAAAUGAUCAUCCACUUACCCAGAUGAUCAAUCAUUUGAAGGAGGAGACAAUAAGGGCUGCAUCAAAUGUUUCGGCCCACAACCUUCCCAAAGCUAAAAGAUUGGCAUUUGAAGAUCAAGUUAAAAAGUUGACUAUGGAGAUGGAGCGUCUCCAAGAGCUCAUUACAUCCAUCAGCUAUGGCUCAUGUACAUUCGGAAAGAUUCCCCAAGGCACUGAUCAGUCGCAAGUUCAACAAGAAAAAAAUGUGGAUAAUGAUUCAAGGUGGGGCAUACCAGAUGUUGGUGAUCUCCCGACCAAUGGAUGGGUAAGUUGUGGCAACUUUGACAACAGGGGUCAACAUCCUACAGGGUCUCAAGCCAAUCCUAAUAUAAAUCAUUCUUUGGCUCAACCUUGCACCAACCGCUCUAGGGAGAUUGCCCAAAACACUGAUCAGGCAAGAGUUCAACAAGAAAAUAAUGUGCAGAAUGUAGUGGAUAAUGUUUCAAGGUGGGGCAUGCCAGAUGUUGGUGAUCUCCCCUUCAAUGGAUGGGGAGGUAGUGGCAACUUUGAGAACAGGGGUCAACAGCCUACAGGGUUUCAAGCCAAUCCUAAUACAAACUAUCCUUCAGCCCGACCUUGCACCAACCGCUCUAGGGGCAGACAACAGUUUCGAGGUCGUCAUAAAGGCCGAUCAGGUGGGCGUUUUGAUGGAUGUUCUAAUUGGGCUUCACCCCCUACAAAUGACAAACAAGCACCUGCAUUCCAGUGGGCUGUAUGUUCUAAUCAAAAUGGUGUUCAACAAGAAAGAAAUGCACAAAAUGGAGCACUAAAUGUUGGUUCUGGGUGGGAUGUAGCUGGCAUCAGUGACCCUACAACAACUGAAUGGGAUGGUUGGGGUAACCCUGAGGACAUAAAUCAGCCUCAAGUGGGAUCUCAAACGACUACUUGGAGGGACUUCUCUUCAGCUCAAGGUCGUCCUAACCUCCCUUCAGCUCAAGAUCGUCCUAGCCGCUCUAGGAGCAAACCACGAUUUCCCAGCCAUUCAUCAGGUCGUCGUGGGAGAUCUUUCUCCUCUACAAAACACACAGAGUGGACUCCACCCACUAGAAAUGACAAACAAUUUCCUAGGUUGGAGUUGGCUAUAUCCCCUGUUCGAGCUAAUGUUCAAGAAGAAAAUGUGCAAACUGAAGAAACGGAUGAUGAUGGUGUAGAGUGGAUAUUACCUGAUUCUAAUGAUCCUCCAGCUGUUGUAACGGGAGGUUGGAACAAUUUUGAUGACAAGGAUCCUCCUCCCACAACAGGCAUUGUUGCUCCCUGUGCUUAGUUGUGUGCCUGUUUUUAGUCUGAACAAAAUGUGUUUCGGUAUUUGACAUCAGGUAUCGUGAAACUUAAUCAAUUUUUGGCUCUUUUGUCUUCGAAGUGUGUUAAGUGUGAGGUGCCACGCCUUUCUCACCAUUUCCUGAAUCUUACUAUGCAGACUUUCUUCAUUACAAAAUUAAUGGACUUCUGCCGAACUCUUUUUUC